CAAUAAGUAUUCUUAAUACUUACGCAAAGUCGCAAAUUAUUAUCUGACAGCAUCCCACUCCAUAUGACAACCAAUCUAUGGCAUAGAGAAAAUACAACCCAACAUGAGUGGCAUCAAAGACAUGGUCAAAGGAGGCUGGCACCCUGGAACGAAAGAGGGGAGCCAGAAACAGAGCUGGAGAGGUGAUUUCAAGGGGGUCAAUCAAGUCGCUGGACUCCUUGGGAAAGGUCAAGACAAUAGCUCGAAUGUGAAUGCGCAGGCCAGGGCAGAACGUCAAUCCGCCCCAGUAUCGUCCCUUCAGGACCCAGACACAUGGGGCCCGCCUCCAAGACGAAAGGAUACGGGAGAUAUCGCAAGCAGUAGUGGAUCCACGCCUGUCGCGCGUCCACAACAAGCGGUACCCCAGCCUUCUUCACCAGAGCAGGAAGCGGUUGAAGAAGAAUCUCACCAGCCAUACAGAGCAGAUACGACGGGACUAGGAACUGCGAACCUACCGAAGCCCCCGGUCCGGAGAGUAGGAGCCACACCCCCUUCUCGGCCAGCAAGGACAGACGCUACAAGGCCGAAACCGAACCUACCUCCUCGACUCCCUCCGCGACAGAAUACGAGCUCAGCAUCCACGACGCCCUUGUCUCCUCCUCCAGCAUAUGAAUCUCUGCAGAGACAACGAGAAGACGGACUAAACCAGUCGUCACUCAACAGCCUUGGAAGAGCAGGAAUCAACAUUCCGGAACUAGGGAUAUCCUCGAGUAGCAAACCCACGCCUACUUUACCAAGCCCCCUAUCCACCGGCUCACCUGCGCAAUCUCCUAGGAGUCACACUCUUUCCGGGCUAGGCUCCCGAUUUUCCUCCCUUAAAACCCACGAUACCUCCGAUCCAUCAGAUUCGCCCGCGACCCCCAAACCGACUUUAACCUCCACCUCAUCCGCCUUCAAAACCGCCACCGCUCUCCGCAAUAACCCAUCCUCCGUAUCCGCCUCCGACGCGCGCGACGCAGCUACCACGGUCCAUGGCAUUCAGCAACGUCAUGGCAGCCAGAUCGCAUCGGGAUGGCGGAAAGCCGGGGAGGUGAACGAGCGGUAUGGAGUCAUGGAUAGGGUUGGAAGAGUCGGUGCUCCGGAGACCACGCAGUCUGGUGGUUCUCUAGCAUUGGCAGCAGGCAAGAAGGCGCCGCCGCCGCCGCCGAAGAAGAAGAUGGGUAUAGGAGAAGUGGAUAGUGGUGGUGGGGGGGGACCACCGCCGGUUCCGACGGGGAGCAAACCGAGGUUCUCUUAGCUCUUGGUACUCCCUUUGGAUAUCAGGUACUAAGGCACUCCGAAUAGGACGGUUAUUGAAAUCUGCUUAUGUUGCAAGCGAUACCUAAUAGUAGUUUAUGGACUAUCUGGGGAUGGUUCCCCUCCAUUGACACACUCAUCCUCAUGAGAUCUGAAGUCGAAAUCCCAGGGUUCAGUGAUUUCACUAUUCAUCGUCCUGCCCCAAGCUUGAUCAAACCUUCAACAGCAGCUAUGAUCACCGCUCCACCGACUGCAACCCCUUGCACAAUGCCAUUUACGACCAUGAGUCCGGUGCCGCCUGCACCUGCGGAUUGCAGGAUCGCGAAGGCACUCCCAGCAGCGACAUCCCCAAUCCCAGCCUGCACUCCAGCCGCAAUCGUCCCUAUGAAGGGUUAGCUCACUCUCAGUCUAGCCUCUAGGGUUCUGAUGAAAUGUUCAGUAUACCAGCCCCAACUGAACCCAGAAUGCCUCCUGCCACAAGGAAAGGC
Eremomyces bilateralis CBS 781.70 is the source of this 1763-nucleotide messenger RNA. RefSeq lists its product as uncharacterized. The record is from RefSeq and is a predicted model, not a curated record. The coding region runs from base 104 to 1276 and encodes 390 amino acids. The transcript is spliced from 2 exons. NCBI's taxonomy places the organism in Eukaryota, Fungi, Ascomycota, Dothideomycetes, Eremomycetales, Eremomycetaceae.